Messenger RNA from Soboliphyme baturini, 486 nucleotides. Lineage: Eukaryota; Metazoa; Nematoda; Enoplea; Dioctophymatida; Soboliphymatidae. The record is from the annotation of a GenBank genome assembly.
AUGCAGUUUGCAGUGAAUGUUUUGUUUUUGUUUUUUAAGCGGUACCAGCUGUUUUUGGACACGUGGACGCCAUAUAUCGCAGUCCGAUGGAUAACUACUGUGCUUUUCAGCUUCAUUUUCAUGGCACGGAUCGUUUAUCUACAGGGAUACUAUAUCGUCACUUACGCGUUGGGCAUCUAUCACCUGAAUCUGUUUAUCGCAUUUCUUACGCCGAAAAUCGAUCCUGCGUUGGAUUUCGAGAGCGAAGGUCCCAGCUUGCCGACUACUUCAAGCGACGAAUUUCGACCCUUCAUGCGACGCUUGCCAGAAUUUAAAUUUUGGUACUCCGCUACCAAAGCCAUAGUCGUGGCAUUUCUCGCAACCUUCUUUGAGGCGUUCAAUAUUCCCGUAUUCUGGCCUAUUCUCGUCAUGUAUUUUAUUGUUCUGUUCUGCCUAACGAUGAAGCGUCAGAUCAAGGUAAUCCUCUUGCCCUUUUUAUGCGGCUAA